Molecule: messenger RNA, 1362 nt
Organism: Anopheles nili
Lineage: Eukaryota; Metazoa; Arthropoda; Insecta; Diptera; Culicidae
Product: guanine nucleotide-binding protein subunit beta-like protein 1
Exons: 3
Coding region: 141-1112 (323 amino acids)
Molecular function (GO): protein binding
Source: RefSeq, a predicted model, not a curated record
AUUUUAAUCUCACAUUUAGUGCCCUCGCAUCAGAAUCCUUCGCGUAAGGUGCGUUUCGUGUAUUAAAACCUGCCUGCGGAAUGGUCGUAAGCGAAGCUUAAAUCAUCCCAUUCCGCACUGUAAAAACGCCCUGAAUCAUCAUGGCCUUACUCCCACCGGAUCCGGUGUUUUGCCUACGUUCGCCGGAAGCCUGCUCUUACUAUUCUCUUUGUUUUCGCACUCCCGAGCACCUGUACGCCGGCACAACGAAGGGAACCGUCCAGCUUUGGACGCUGCAAACAAAUCGCACCUCAUAUCAGCUUGCCGUCGGUUCGAGCCCAAUCCUGCACCUUGCCCACACCGAAGAUGCCUUGAUAACGCAGGAAAAAGAAGGCACGGUCAAGCUGUGGACCCUCGCCGAUGCCGAUUACGUGUUGCGCCACGAAAUCUCCACCGAACACGUGGGUUUCUGCCGCAUGGCGCUCGACGCACAAACGAACACUGUGAUAAUACCCCGGAAUGGUGCGGCCAUUAGCGUGCUGUGCGCGAAAUCCUUCAGCGAAACGAUGCGCUUCGCUCCAACGGCCGAGGACGAAAAGGCACUCCCAUACGGGACCGUGAUGUGUUUCCAGCCGGUCGAACUGCAAAGCCAGCGGUAUCUGUUGGCCGGUUAUGAGUCGGGUUCGUUGGUGUUGUGGGACUUCCGGACGGGGCGGCCAGUUGGCACGACGGCACACUUCAUGACACCGGAUGCCGAUUGUCUGCAAACGCUGGAUUACGAUCCGGUCACGAACCGGGGCGUGUGUGGUGGAUCCUCGAGCAAGCUGUCGGUGUUUUCCAUCGAUCGUGGUACGCAGCAGGUGCUGUUGAAGAGUGAGAUUGGCAUUAAAAAUGCUGGCGUACAUCGGGUGCGUAUCCGCAAGGAUCUAAAGGUGUUCGCUAGUGCCGGAUGGGACGGACGGCUGCGGGUUUUCUCGUGGAAAAGCCUUCGACCACUUGCCGUACUUACCGAACAUAAAGGGGAACUGCUGGACGUCGCGUACUCCGAGGAUAAGGUGGCCAUGUGGAACGCCCCGGUAAUGGCCGCCGCCGGGAAGGAUGGACAAAUUUCGCUGUGGGAUUUGUACAAAUGAGUACGCCCGGCAAGUGCCACAAACGCUUGACCGACCGUCCCGACCCGAGCCAGCGAAUGAACGAACAAAAGGAGGCCGCGCUUCGUUUUCUCACCACUUUUGUUUUUUUUUUUCGUUUUGCAAUGAAAACCCCUUUCAAUGGUACGUUCUUUUUUUAUUACAUGUAUAUUAUCGGGCUUUGCCAUCAUCGUUCGUUAGUGGUUGCUUAUGAAAUAAUCAUCAUUUACGAAUAAAAAGUCUAUACAAUACU